GUCGGCGUCCGCACAGUAGCGUCCGCAGGAUCUUGAACACCACAGAGGGCAUGAAACUACUAUAACGCGACACAGAAACAGCAAACAGAGAGGAACGUACCAGGAGUUUAUCUUCUUAGAUUGUAAUGGUGGGGUUACAUAAGGGUGUUGCAGGGAGUAAGCAGCUAUGACUCACCGACAGGUUAUGCGUGUGCAGAUCACUGGAGAGGGGACGUAUUAGAGUUAAAUCAUGACGAAGUCUUACACGGAGGAAAGCAUGACGUUGGAAACUCAGGCGAAUUCAAAGUGGACGGACGAGUGCCACAGUUCACAGGACGAGCGCGACGUGGAGAAGAAGAGCGGUGGGCGCGAGGCGAUGCGGAAGGAGACGGAGAACGACGAGGAAGCUCUCCACAGACUUGAGGACGAGGAGGAGGACGAGGAGGAAGAGGAGGAAGAGGAAGAGGGCGAUGACGCCAAGCCGAAAAGACGCGGACCCAAAAAGAAGAAAAUGACAAAGGCGCGCCUGCAGAGGUUCAAGAUGAGGCGCAUGAAGGCAAAUGCGCGGGAAAGGAAUCGUAUGCACGGGCUCAAUGAUGCGCUCGAGAGCUUGCGUAAAGUUGUGCCAUGUUACUCCAAAACGCAGAAGCUCUCGAAAAUCGAAACCCUUCGCCUGGCCAAAAAUUACAUCUGGGCUCUUUCUGAGAUCUUGCGAUCGGGCAAAAGCCCGGAUCUGAUGUCUUUUGUGCAGGCCUUGUGCAAAGGUUUGUCACAACCUACGACCAAUCUGGUGGCGGGAUGUCUCCAGCUGAACCCGAGAACUUUCCUCCCGGAACAGAGCCAGGAGAUGCCGCCUCAUAUGCAAACGGCAAGUGCUUCCUUCUCCGCACACCCGUACUCCUACCAAACGCCCGGUCUUCCGAGUCCUCCCUACGGUACAAUGGACAGCUCCCACAUCUUUCACGUCAAGCCGCACGCGUACGGAAGCGCGCUGGAGCCGUUCUUCGAAACUGCGCUCACAGACUGCACGAGUCCCUCGUUCGAUGGGCCGCUCAGCCCGCCGCUGAGCGUGAACGGAAACUUUUCCUUUAAACACGAGCCUUCUUCGGAGUUCGAAAAGAACUACGCCUUCACCAUGCACUACCAGGCGGCGGGUCUGGCCGCACCGCAGGGACACGCCUCCGUUUACGCGGGCUCCACGCAGCGCUGCGAUUUAGCGAUGGAAAACAUUAUGUCGUACGAUGGCCACUCUCAUCACGAGCGAGUCAUGAACGCUCAGCUCAAUGCGAUAUUCCACGACUCGUGAAUCCUGGCGAACAUUCUUAGAGACUAUUCGAUCUCGUGCGUGUCAUGGUAUUCUGUUUUCGCCCAUGCGAAAAAGCAACCACACAUUAUAUGCUUAAUCUUAUGUAUGUAUUUAUUGUCGGUACUGCCUUUUAGGAGAAAAGAGAAUGCUUAUUCUCAUUCACUUUAUGUAUUGUAUUCUAUAGCGCUUCUACUGUGCAUUGCGGUCACAGGCGGAUUAGAUGUGACCUUAUUCAGAAUGUGUUAAUUAUCCAUGUUACAAAAUCACAAGCAAUAAUUUGGAAACUAUGCAAUUUUUAAUCAAUACUGGGCCAAUUAUAGAAAUUAAUAGAGAUUGCUAUAUUUUUCAACCUACUACAUUUUACUACUUAUCUAUCCCAUACUGAAUUAUUUUGUUGUGAUUUUGUAUAGAAUUGUUAAUUUUUAUAAAGUCGAAUUCCCGCGUCAUACCAUGCAACCCCACGUCAACGUUUUAUAAAAACGGAGUUAUCUCGUUUAUAUGAAACAAUAUUCAUUCUGGUAAUAACGAAGAGGCGUAAACACCAGGCACGUGCUUUCGAAUCUGUUACGUUGCCUUAGCAAUCAUCUACUGUAAAACAAUGCAAAAAAUUGCACAAAUCCGAUCAUUUAACUCUUUCUAAAAUCUACGGUUUUCCAAACAUCCAAUAAUGAUAUAUCAUUUUAAUCAUGGACAAUAUACAACUGUUUGAGUGUUGGGAAAGAUUUGGUGUUAGAAAAGUGUUGAUGUUGUAUAUAUAUAUAUAAAGCUCGACUAUCACCUGAAAUUGCACCCUGUAAAAGAAGUUCAACGAGGAACCUGUCUUUAAAAAUGAAAAUAAAUAAUGAACUUUA
This is a messenger RNA of Electrophorus electricus (electric eel), 2136 nucleotides long. Lineage: Eukaryota; Metazoa; Chordata; Actinopteri; Gymnotiformes; Gymnotidae. The record is from RefSeq and is a predicted model, not a curated record.